Molecule: messenger RNA, 1017 nt
Organism: Echinops telfairi (small Madagascar hedgehog)
Lineage: Eukaryota; Metazoa; Chordata; Mammalia; Afrosoricida; Tenrecidae
Product: mas-related G-protein coupled receptor member D-like
Exons: 1
Coding region: 1-1017 (338 amino acids)
Biological process (GO): G protein-coupled receptor signaling pathway
Cellular component (GO): membrane
Molecular function (GO): G protein-coupled receptor activity
Source: RefSeq, a predicted model, not a curated record
AUGAACCGGAUCGAGACCUCCGAGCCGACCCCCAAAGCCACCACGGGGACGGACGUGCUGUCCACAGACUAUGUCGUGAUGCACGGCGUGGUCUUGCUCACCUGCGGGUGUGGCACGCUGGGCAACGGCUGGGUCAUCUGGCUGCUGGCCUUCCGCGUGAGGAGGAACCCCUUCUGCGUCUACGUCCUCAACCUGGCCGUGGCUGACCUCCUCUUCCUGGUCUGCCAGAUCUCCGUGGUCGGCUCUGAAAUCAUCUUCCUGGUCAAGGACACGGAGGCCACUGAGAUGCUGCAGAAGGUGAAGUACUCGGCAUACAUGAUGAGCAUGAGCCUGCUGGUGACCAUCAGCCUGCAGCGCUGCCUCGGGGUCCUCUUCCCCAUGUGGUACAGGCUCCACAGGCCCCAGCACAUGUCCUCCGGGGUGUGCGCCCUGCUCUGGGGGCUUUACAUCCUGGUGGACAUCCUGAUGUCCUUCCUUUGUAACAAGUUCAGGGAUUCUUCCCAACCGUGGUGCUCAACCUUGAAAACCAUUGGGAGCGUGCUUAUCCUGGGCGUCUUCACGCCCCUGAUGAUGCUGUCCAGCCUGGUCCUCUUUGUCCACAUCCGGAGAAGUUCCAGACAGUGGCAUCGGAGGGCCCCAAGGGUGCUUAUGGUGAUCCUGGCCUCUGUCCUGGUGUUCUUGGUCUUCUCGGUGCCCUACGUCAUUCACUGGCUCGCCAAGUGGAUGAAGGUGAGCCGCUGGGUGGAGAAUCUGCACGUCAGCAUAUUACGCCUUUCCAUGUCCCUGAGCAGCAGUGCCAACCCCAUCAUCUACAUCUUGGCGGGCAGAAAGAGGACCCAGAGCCAGCCGGAAGCCCUGGGGGCCAUGCUCGACAGGGCGCUACAGGAGACUUGUGAGGGGUCAAGCAAGGAGACAUCGUCUAUAGCCAUCAGGGAUAUGGUCUCCGAGGCCCAGCCACCCAGUGUGACUGCCCCGGUGAGCCCAGCUCUGGAGAUUAGCCUGUCCACCAGGCUGUGA